AUGAUCCCCUCCAAGCCCGGCAAAAGAGCCGCCUCUGCUGCUGCCGCCACAGACUCGCAAGGGCAACCCCGGAUCAAGCGAUACCGAUGCCAGUUCCCGGGCUGCCCGAGCAGUUUUGCGCGUGCCGAGCAUCUGCAGCGACACCAGCUCAUCCACACGGGCGAGCGGCCCUAUCGCUGCGAUAUCUGCGGACGCUACUUUUCGCGAAGAGACAACCUGCAGCAACACCACCAAACCCACAAGCACAGCAAGCGAAAGGCUGGCAGCGGCGGCACCAGCGCUGCGUUGGCCCUUGCCUCUGCCACCGACGACGAAACUGCCGCGCUCGACUCCACAAUCGCCACCAGCCCUAUCACCGUCCCCGUCUCCGUCCCUGCGACCUCUGACAACUAA
Polychytrium aggregatum is the source of this 393-nucleotide messenger RNA. RefSeq lists its product as uncharacterized. Gene Ontology annotation, molecular function: DNA-binding transcription factor activity, RNA polymerase II-specific; RNA polymerase II cis-regulatory region sequence-specific DNA binding. Bases 1 to 393 code for a protein of 130 amino acids. Gene Ontology annotation, cellular component: chromatin. Gene Ontology annotation, biological process: regulation of transcription by RNA polymerase II. The transcript has a single exon. The record is from RefSeq and is a predicted model, not a curated record. Lineage: Eukaryota; Fungi; Chytridiomycota; Chytridiomycetes; Polychytriales.